This is a messenger RNA of Acipenser ruthenus (sterlet), 1550 nucleotides long. RefSeq names its product charged multivesicular body protein 1b. Gene Ontology annotation, biological process: late endosome to vacuole transport; endosome transport via multivesicular body sorting pathway; protein transport. The record is from RefSeq and is a predicted model, not a curated record. Gene Ontology annotation, cellular component: ESCRT III complex; multivesicular body. NCBI's taxonomy places the organism in Eukaryota, Metazoa, Chordata, Actinopteri, Acipenseriformes, Acipenseridae. The transcript has 8 exons. The coding region runs from base 126 to 725 and encodes 199 amino acids.
AGGAAGUUCUCUAGUGCUGUAAACACCGAGGACGUCAUUGGAAUUAUUAUAGGUGUAUUUGUACAGUUUUAUUAAUUUUUUCUUUCUUUUUAGCUUCAUUGUCAGAGCGCUGUGGAACACCCAACAUGUCGAAUAUGGACAAGCAGUUGUUUAACCUGAAGUUCGCUGCAAAGGAGCUGUCUCGAAAUUCCAAGAGAUGCGACAAAGAAGAAAAGGCAGAAAAGCUGAAGAUUAAGAAGGCUAUUCAGAAAGGCAACACAGAGGUUGCUAGGAUACACGCUGAAAAUGCCAUCCGGCAAAAGAACCAGUCCAUCAACUUCCUGCGGAUGAGUGCGCGAGUGGACGCGGUGGCAGCGAGGGUGCAGACAGCAGUGACCAUGAACAAGGUAACCAAAUCGAUGGCAGGAGUUGUUAAGUCCAUGGAUUCCACACUGAAGAGCAUGAACCUUGAAAAGAUCUCUGCCCUGAUGGAUAAGUUUGAGCGGCAGUUUGAGACGCUAGAUGUACAGACUGCACACAUGGAGGACACUAUGAGCAGCACUACAACACUGACAACACCACAGAAUCAAGUGGACACACUUAUGCAGGAGUUGGCAGAUGAAGCCGGGUUGGAUUUGAACAUGGAACUUCCCCAGGGCCAGACUGGUUCAGUUGGUACUAGUGUAGCUUCAGCAGAGCAGGAUGAACUCUCCCAGAGACUGGCACGCCUGCGAGAUCAGGUGUAAACGAUGGAGCUCUGGCCUGACUGAACUGGCUUCUCAUAGCACAUCCAUUCUGGUGUAAAUGGGAGUGGAACAUUAUUAAACUAUUGUACUAUACAGGCCUCUCUCACUCUCACUCUCUCUCUCUCUGCUACCUCAUGGCAGCCCCUUUCUCUCGUGUACACAGCCCAUUUCAUAUUACCCUUUAGGGUGUGAAGCUACUUUCUGUCCAUUUUGGUUUUUGUACAGUGUAUCUACAGUGUGUUCCGAUCUAGGACUGUAAAAAAACCAUUGCAGGAUAUUCUUACUUGGUAGAAACAUGGUUCCUGGAGUGUCACUGUCAACAAAAGUUGCCAACAAAGAGAGAACCUGUUGCCAUACCGUAUCUGCUGCUCAGCUAAGUGUUGAAGGAAGAAUUCAUGACUCGAUAAACCCAAAGUGGAGACGAGAUGUUUGCCUCUGAAUACAUUACCGAAGGGCUAAAUCCGAGUGAAUGAAAAGUACACUCCCCAAAAAGCAACUCCCAAUGGGCUUAAUCCAAUUCACAAUAUUACAUUUAGAUUGUAUUUGCCUUUUGUAAUGCUUGCGUGUACAAAGUGUGUAAUACUGGCAUAUUUGAUUUUAAAAUGCAAGCAAAAAAAAACAAAACAAUUGAUAUAUAAUAUAUUUGUUGGUCUGUUUGAUUGUGGGAUUUUCCCUGCUCUUCAUACUUUUUUUUGUUCUGUUUCUGUGUACCUUUUAUCUGGAUGAUUUAGUUAGGAUUUGCAGAGGUAAAACAAUUAUUUUGUAACAUGUAAAUGUUGUUCUGGAUUCUGGCUUUCAUGUGAGAAUAAAGAUCAUUUAUCAAAA